This is a messenger RNA of Aspergillus glaucus CBS 516.65, 2617 nucleotides long. RefSeq names its product serine/threonine protein kinase CBK1. Bases 363 to 2279 code for a protein of 638 amino acids. NCBI's taxonomy places the organism in Eukaryota, Fungi, Ascomycota, Eurotiomycetes, Eurotiales, Aspergillaceae. The record is from RefSeq and is a predicted model, not a curated record. Gene Ontology annotation, molecular function: ATP binding; protein serine/threonine kinase activity. The transcript is spliced from 4 exons. Gene Ontology annotation, biological process: peptidyl-serine phosphorylation; intracellular signal transduction.
UUUUUCUCGCCUCUUUUUUUAUUGUUGUUGUUGUUGUCUUCUUUUCGUCUGAUUUUGUAUAAUUCUUUUGCUUCUUCCAUUUCAUCUGUACAGUGAAGCAAGAGGCAACUCCGCUCUUUAUUUGCUUUUGCCCCUGGACAUCGGGAUUUCUGUCCCCCCUCGUCCUAUAAACUUCUCCUGAGCCACCGCUCCUUUCGAAACAAAACCCUCUUUUCUCCCCUCCUCCUUCUCCUCCUCCAUAACCCCCUCCGUGUCUUCUUCCCCCAUACUCUUCUCUCUCGGGGAUUUCCUCGCUCGUUUCUUUAUUUCCUAAUUAUCUUGUCUUUCUCUCCCCCAUUUAUUCUUUGGGGAGAUUCUUAACGAUGGACCCCAACGGCAAUAACAAUCGUCUCCACCUGAAUUUCGGGUACAAUGAGCGUGCAUUCAAUCCGGCCGCGAUGAACAACCGCGCCUAUCCUACAACGCCUUCCGCUUUCCCCCAGCCGAUUUAUCAGAAUCAGGGUCCGCAGGAUUACGUGGAUACCCAAAAUGGCGCGUAUGGUGGACAAGGAUACUUCAUGACCAACCCGUACCCGCCGCAGACGCCGCAGUACGCCCAGGCACCUUACGGCCAGCAGAUGGCGUCUCCUCAGCAGCCUACCUACCAGAAUCGUGUGCCGUUCAACGAUGGAACCAAUGGAUUGAUCCAGCAGUUUUCGAACCAGGACCUGAAUUCGCCUCGUGGGGGGUUCUUUAAUCGCAAUGCUUCGCCGGGACAGCGGCCCCGGACGGCAGGCUCUUCUGCUCCCGGCCAGCAGCAGCAGCAGCAGCCACACCUGGUUCCUCCCAUGCCUCGCAGCCCCCGGACGCCCGCCGAUAAUGAGGAACUCCAACGCAACCCCGAGCGAAUUUCAGAAAAUGUUCACAAGCGUGGAAAAGCUGCCAAGGAGCUGGUCAAUGUGUUUUUCCAUGAGAACAUUGAACGUGCACGGGACCGUAACAUGCGUUCCGCGGACCUGGACAAGCUUAUUCGUGACCCCGCCGUGCCCAAGGAGAAGAAAUGUCAAGACACUGGAGCCGUUUCCAUAAGGGAAUCCAACUUCCUUCGAUUCCUCCGGACCAAGGAAACCCCGAACAACUUCCAGACAAUCAAGGUUAUCGGAAAGGGUGCAUUUGGUGAGGUCAAGCUGGUGCAGCGGAAGACCGAUGGCAAGAUCUACGCUCUCAAGUCUCUCAUCAAGACUGAGAUGUUCAAGAAGGACCAAUUGGCCCACGUCCGUGCGGAGCGUGACAUUCUUGCCGACUCCAAGGACAACCCGUGGCUGGUCAAGCUGCACGCCUCGUUCCAAGACACCGCUUACCUUUACCUGCUGAUGGAAUUCUUGCCUGGUGGUGAUUUGAUGACCAUGCUGAUCAAGUAUGAAAUCUUCUCGGAGGACAUUACACGAUUCUACAUGGCGGAAGUGAUAAUGGCUAUCGAGGCUGUUCACAAGCUUGGUUUCCUGCAUCGUGAUAUCAAGCCUGACAACAUCCUCCUUGACCGUGGUGGUCACGUUAAGCUCACGGAUUUCGGUCUUUCUACCGGUGGCAAGAAGACGCAUGACAACUCGUACUACCAGAACCUCCUCAAGAACUCGACGUCCAAGGACAAGAACCGCAACUCGGGAUACUUUAACGACGCAAUCAACUUGACCGUGUCAAACCGUGGACAGAUCAACACCUGGAGGAAGUCUCGCCGUGCCAUGGCGUACUCGACCGUCGGAACACCAGACUACAUUGCUCCCGAAAUCUUCAACGGCCAAGGGUACACCUACCUGUGCGAUUGGUGGUCAGUUGGUGCCAUUAUGUUCGAGUGUCUCGUUGGAUGGCCACCAUUCUGCGCCGAGGACACUACCGAUACCUACCGUAAGAUUGUGAACUGGCGGGAGUGUCUUUACUUCCCUGAGGAACUUACUCUGUCUCGUGAAUCCGAACAUCUCAUUCGAAGUUUCCUGUGUGACCCUGAACACCGUGUUGGUAGCGAAGGUGGCCAAUAUGGCGGUGCCUCACAGAUCAAGAACCACCCCUUCUUCCGCGGAGUGGUCUGGGACCAACUUCGCAACAUCCGCGCUCCGUUCGAGCCAAGACUCAGCUCGAACAUCGAUGUCUCGUACUUCCCCAUUGACGAGAUUCCACAAGAAGACACCAGUGCCAUCCACCGUGCUCAGGCUCGCGCUAUGCCGGAUGAGCAAGAAGCGGAGAUGAGCCUGCCGUUCAUCGGAUACACGUACAAAGCAUUCAACGCCUUCCAGGGCAACUGAACAUAAAGCCGAUUUCCGAGUUUAUAGACCGACCACGAACAUUUGUCUUUUUAUUUUCGUCUUGAUUCCCCGGGGAGCCUGAACGCAGGCAGUUGAAACUGGUUGAUUGUUGAUGUCAUUGAGCAUAUAGCGCAUUCUAUUUCCUUGUGAUAAUGACCUGUGCAUAUUCCCAUUCCUGAUUUCGUCUUUUGCAUAUAUGAUGCCUACAUCUGUUGUUUUGGCAAAAGACUACAUACGAGUGCAUUGUUGAUUUGGACAUCAAGAUUUGUGACAUAUCUAAGUACAGACCUUAUGAAUCGUGCAGAGCACUACAUGAAUGCAGUAUAGUCAUGUACCGG